GACACUAAGACAGCCCCUAUUCGAAUGGUAAUUGGUUCGGAUUAAUAAGAGUUUGUUUAAAGGUUUCGCGACGAAUAGUUACGACAAUUUAAGUUGACGUUGAAGCGUUUUUAAGAGAUAAUUCUAAAAGCAAGAAAAAUGUAUAAAAGAUACAUAUUUAAAGUUAAAAUGAAGUUGGUUAUAUGAUAAUAAGAAUGGUGUUUAAGUCUAGUGUUAGAAUUUUAAUAUAAGUGAAAAAUUAUAAGUUAAAACAAGGAUUAGUACGUAGCGAGGAGCUAACUUUGAGAGAGGAUUGCGAGCUGACGAAAUGUCGGAAUGAGUCGGUUUUGGUGUCAUUGUGUUCGUUACGGAACAAAGAACAAAAAUGUGGGACAGCCGCUGCCACAACAGUGGCAUGAUAGCUGCAGAUUUGACUGCAAACAGCAGCCCUUAGGGCUGUUUUGCUGUCAAUAAAUCAGCCCGGGGAGGCAACUUCGGAGCUAAUUUCCGACACCUUCGAGUUUGAUUUUGAGUCCGAGGUCUAAAUGAAAGUUGUAAAGGACGUCAUGGACUAUAGGAAUAUUAAAUUUGUUUUGGAUUAUAACCAGUUUACGUGCUCUGUUUCUUAGCCCGAAACAGCAGCCAUGGUGGAAUGUUUUGCGGCCAAAUAUGACAGUUUUAGGGAACCAACUUCGGGACAAAUUUUCAACACCUUAGGACUAUUAUUUCAGUCUAGAACCUAAAGGAAAAUUGUAGAUGGGAUUACGGACUAUAAGAGUGUUAAGUUUGUUUGGUACUUGGGCUAUUUUACGGGAACGUUUUAAUAGUUCAAAGUCGACUAGUUAAGCUAGUUUUGGAAAAACUAGAUUUGAGUUAACAAAAUGUUAACUCGUUAAUGAUUUGAUUAUUAAUUUGACAUUUUGAGUUAAAGUUGAUUAUAAAAUAUGGAAAAGGGAAUUAUUAAAUUAAUUAUCGAUUAUCUCGAUAAUUAAUUUAAUUUAGCAAAAUUGGAUAACUAAUAAAUAACAUUUGGACUAAUGUUAUUUAUUACACGAAGUUAUAUUUUUAAAAGAUUGUCGAUUAAUUCCGAGGCAAUAGAAAUGAAUUUAUUCGCUAAGUAUUAUAUAGCUAGAACGCCUUCGGAUUAGAAUCCAUUUUAAUCGAGUCUAGUUAUCGUAUUUGUGUAGACCCGGCGAGGCAACUACCGACGAGACCUGGAACUCGAGGAGCGUGACAUAGCGUUAUCCGGUUUGGAAACUAGGAAUAGCAAGUGUGUUUUAUUUCAGGUGAUAGUAUUUUGAAGGCAAGGACUUCCAUUCUUGUUCCGGAAGUCUGCAAUAUUUUAAGUAUAUGUAUUGAAGUAUGCUUCAAAUCCUAGCGCUGCAGUAGUCAGUAGAUGUCAGUAUAAAAAUAAUAUUUUGUGUCAAACGAUAUUUUGCUAUUAACUCUGAGAUGAUAAAUGUAUUUUCAUAGUUUAUAUAAAUCACGCUUUUUAUUCGUGUUAUUUCUUUACCAAUUAUCCAUGAAUGGAAUUGAUUAUUAUUUUAUGAAUUGGCAUAAGUUGAAACAGGGCAAUGCUAAAUGCGAGAUAUCGCUUUAUAAGACCCUGAUUUCUAAUAUCGUUUCGCAUCGGUUUUCAGAAAGUAAUUUAGAUAUUUUGAAAUCUAUAUAAUUGUAUUGUAUAAAGAAAUUUUCUGAAAACAUUUUACAUAAUGAUAUAUGUUUGAAUUGCGAAAAAUUUCUACUCAUUUUUAGGCUUGCUACGGGUUUCGGAGCUACCACUCCCACUCCCUAGCGCCGGUCUCGACCCUCGAUUUUGGGUCGUGACAAAGUUGGUAUCAGAGCAGUUGGUCCAGGAUACCACUGCUUUGUGUGUCCGUCUACCUAAGGACUACUGCAGCACAUAAGAUUCGAGUCAUGUAUUUGAUCAGUUUUCAUUUGAUUUUAAAAUUUUCAACUCUCCUCUCUAGGAAGCGAGGCUGUUUGUUCGUUCGAUAGGAUUGUUUGACGAGAUACGCAUGCGUAGAUAUUCUGCUUAUGCAUAGAUAUUCAACUUAUGUUUAAAUGUUCGUUGAGGCGCUUACAUGUUGCUUUUGCGUGGAAAUUUGAUUAUAUGGAUGUGCGCUCUUCGUGUUAGUAUGGUAUAGCCGUGUUGCGAUUGUUUAGUUUAUGAUUCGGUAAUAGAUUGAACGAUUUGUGUGUUAUUAGAAGAAUGGAAGAUCAAAGGCAAUUGGGUGUUCAUGCUAUGAGUGCACAAGGUGUAGAAGAGGCUUAUGGUGGAUCCUCUAAUUUCAUAAGGGAAAAUGAACAUGUACAGAUGGAAGAAGUAGACCAUGAACAAGUUGAAAAUCAAGGUAAUGCUGGAAUGGAGGAUGCAUUAGAAAUGCCGCAACAACUUGAUGAUCAAGAAGAUAAUAUGAAUCAAGAUUUUGAAGAAGAGGCACCAGUAUUAGAAGAACAACCACAACCCAACAUCAGUAUAAAUCAAUUGCUACCAGGAAUUGCUGUUAUGCAAAGUUCUGUAUUAAGUAUGAAUCAGCUUAUACAGCAACAAGGUCAACGUAUUAGUGAGCUGGAGAAUAGGUAUGAGAUGUUGGCAUGUAGGCAGUUAACCAUAUUAGGAUCUAGAUUUCAUAAUGGUGCACCGGAAGUGUUAGAAAGAUCCGGACAAGGUACCCAUGAGUCACAGGUAAGGCCCAUAAAUCUACAAGAACCUAUAAGAGUUAACCCAAACACGAAUGUUGAACGUGUAAGAGGUGAUCAUAUCUACCAAAAUCUCAGGUUAAGAUAUUCAGACCUCAUACCAUCAGCUUGUCCAAUGUGUCGAGAACAACUAGGUGUUUAUCGUUAUGAGAUGGGCGCUUGUUUUCUAUGUGGGCAAUUUGGACAUUUUGCAAGAGAAUGCCCUAUUUUAGGACAAGAGAGAUUUCAGGCAGGAAUGAUGGAUCCCUUUGAUCAGCAAGCAAGACCAAUGGUUGGGGAACCUUAUGGAGAUACUCGAUGGAAUGUCUAUGAAGAUAGACAUCAAGUUCAAGAUUAUGGACGGAGAAGAAACAGGCGAAUGGGGAAUAGGCGUAGAUUUAGAAACUCAAGAGUUGGUCCAAGUGAGCCCAUUAACCUAUGGGAACAAGCUACGACAAGUGGAACAACACAACAUGCUCAAGAUACUUCAAACCGUGAUAUCGUCAACCGAGGUAUUAUUACGUCACGAGCAAGUUAUAUAUUUAUGUUGCGCUUAUUGAUAUACUGGCAUUAAAUGAUAAACUGUUAUGCGUUUAGUAAAGACAAUUGUCUACCUACGAAUAUUUGGAUUAGGUUUAUCACCCACAGAGUUGAAAAGUCUAGUGAAGCUUGAAAAUGUUUAAGAGAAUUAUAGAAAGGAUUUGAACUUUUUGAAAAUUUUGCUGAAAGUUUUGAACUCGCAUGAUUGUGGCCAGACAUGUCAUAAGCAUACUACAUUAUGCAUUCACUACUAGGAGUACACAUAUCAUAAAUGAUGAAGUGCAAGCUUCUCCAAAUCACUCGCUGUUUUGAUCCUUAGAUUCCACAAAAAGUUGGUAAAAUAAACACAGUCCCGCUUUCUGCUCUAAGUUCAACAAUGGUACUCUGCCAUUUAAGUUGUCAUUUGACCUAAAACAAGACUAGCAAGAUGGCGAAGAGAGCGAGAAUUUGAAGCAGAUGGUUUUGCAUUAUCUCUGAUUAUGAAAAUACCUGGUAAAACAAUAAUUGAAAUUAUUCAUGGUUUGAGAAAAAACAAAGUACCCUCCACGUCUUCAGUUCAAAAAUGAGAUUGGAGAAGCAGAGAACCAAAAGAUUUUCUACCGGUUGUCCCCAGAUAAAUGGUCAAUCCUGAAAAUUGGAUAUCUUUCCACGGUUCAUAUUCUCAAAAGAAAAAAAACAAAGUGACGAGCUAGGCACUGCAUUAACAAAAUUAUUCGGAGGAAUUGACAAAUAAAAAAGGCAAUUGGAAACUCUCCCACCUGCACACGCAACUUGUCAUUCUCAUUUAAUAAGUUGAUUGAGAAUCAAAAACUAAACAAUGACCGAAGAGGAAGAUGUACUUAAUUCCAAGUUUCCUGAAUUUCCAAAAACUCCAAGCUACCCAUGUCAUCAACAAAGUUAAGAUACGUCAAACAAAUGUGACGCAUUUGUUCUCAAUAGCCAACUUUUCUUCACAGUUCUCAAUAGCCAAACUCAUCUCUUAUUUGCAAGUCAAUGUCUUCCUAACCAUGAUUCUAAGUUCAACAUCGGUCAUCUUACUCCAAGCAUAACCAAACACCACUAAGUGCUGAAACCAAACACACAGAAUUAAUGAUAUAACAUGAAACAUAACAUCAGUAUGAAGCUGCUUAAAUUAUAGAAAAAAUUGAAGUUUAAACUUUCAAAUUUUUAUACUCCAACUAUCAACAGUGAUGUCAGUUGAUUCAUCUUCAUUAAAAUCAAAACCAAUUUCUUCUUUUAUCUCGUCUGAAGAUGUUACAGAAGAUAACAAAAUCUCCAAAAGGAGUGUCCUCUUUUUCUGGAUUCACCAGGGUGGCCACUGCACCUGUAUUGAAAUCACUAUAUAACCAACUGGACAUUUUUUCUCUGUGGUACUACUCUGCGAAACCGGUCUACGUUUGAGUUGAUGAGGGUUAAUAAGCCAGGUCAUCUUCAUCUAUUCUGUUACUUCUUCUAGAAGUAAUGCAGUUUACAACUUCUGCAUUUUUGGUCAUUGGAUUCCUUUACUCUGAGCCUCUCAUUGGUGGUUUCUCUUUCACCUGGAUUGCUGAUCUGGAAGAGCUGAGCUCCUUGCUGUGCACAUGUGAAGAUUGCUGCUGAAUGCAUCUGGACUGAUCUUAGUUGUUAGAUUCAUUUUAGUAGCUUAAGCUUG
Molecule: messenger RNA, 4852 nt
Organism: Mercurialis annua (annual mercury)
Lineage: Eukaryota; Viridiplantae; Streptophyta; Magnoliopsida; Malpighiales; Euphorbiaceae
Exons: 2
Coding region: 2192-3235 (347 amino acids)
Molecular function (GO): nucleic acid binding; zinc ion binding
Source: RefSeq, a predicted model, not a curated record